This is a messenger RNA of Pistacia vera, 1512 nucleotides long. RefSeq names its product hydroxycinnamoyltransferase 1-like. NCBI's taxonomy places the organism in Eukaryota, Viridiplantae, Streptophyta, Magnoliopsida, Sapindales, Anacardiaceae. Bases 17 to 1486 code for a protein of 489 amino acids. Gene Ontology annotation, molecular function: acyltransferase activity, transferring groups other than amino-acyl groups. The record is from RefSeq and is a predicted model, not a curated record. The transcript is spliced from 2 exons.
AGCCAACCCGCCAUUAAUGAACCUCAACAAACUUCACUGCACCCUCUUUAAUUCCCGGCUGCCACCCACCACCUCACCACUAUAUAAUUCAUUCGCGCCAUCUUCUUCUACUUCUAUUCUAAAUUCUAUCUCUCUGUCAGAAAUGGAGGACGGAAGGAGUCGGGUCAACGUUCACUCCAUUUUAACGUCAGUGUCCAGCAGGCCGUUCGGGGCGGUCAAGACUUUCCCGUUAACCCAAUUGGGCCACGCCAUGGGUCGCCACACGAUCCAUCUCAUCUUCUACUAUGAGAAAAGCCCACUUGGGUCGUUUGACGUGGACCCCAUGAGGGAGUCUUUAUCGGAGGUUUUGUCUCUCUACCCGCUUGCUACGGGUCGAUUGACCCGAGAUGGGGCCGGUAAUUGGGAGGUUAAGUGUAAUGAUGCGGGUGUUCGGGUUUUAAGGGCUAGAGUUGGUGUCACGCUUGAUGAAUGGCUGAGAUCUGCUAAUGGGUCUGAAGAAAGAGAUCUAACGGUGUGGGAGGACAUGCCUGAGUCUCCUAGUACGUGGUCCCCUUUCCGGGUUCAGAUUAAUGAUUUUGAAGGAGGAGGUUUAGCCAUUGGAGUUAGCUGCACCCACAUGCAUGCAGACUCAACCAGCCUUGCUCUACUCCUCAAAGCAUGGUCCGAGGCCAACCGCCGUCAACCCAUUGCCUACCUGCCGUCCUUCCACCCACCUACACCUCAACCUCCGUCUACAAACAUUGAAACCAAAUCAACCAAUUACUUGGCUGCAAAAUCACAGGCACAUACCCCACCAGUGAAAAUGGCCACAGCCACUUUCAAGUUUUCUGAUUCCAUCAUCAAGCAGUGCAUAUCAAGAAUCCAUGACAAAUGCCCUCAUGCCAACCCAUUUGAUCUGCUAGCAGCAUUGUUUUCGACGCGGAUUCUGCACUUAAAGGGUUCUAAAAAUGAUCGUACACACUCCCUGUCUGUCUGUGUAGACUUUAGAAGGCUAUUGCAAGAGCCACUUCCUUAUGGAUAUUUUGGCAAUGCUUUAUAUUUUUCACUUCUGUCCAUAAACGCGGAAGAAAUAGAAUGUGGCGACUUAGGACGCAUGGCAGAGUUGGUGCAUUGCCAUGUGUCGGGGCUUAAAGAAGAAGAAUUUUGGUCGGCUUUACAUUGGCUUGAAUCACAGAAGGAGGGAGGGAAGUAUGCACCACCAUUUACAAUGUAUGGCCCUGAACUCACCUGUGUUAGCAUGGAACACAUGAUUGUCGGGGAUCAAUCUGUGAUGUACUCGGCAAUCUUUGACAGUGCCAGGCCUGUCCAUGUAUCCUGUCAUGUGGGGAAUGUGGAAGGUGAAGGGUUGAUACUAGUGAUGCCUUCGGCAGAAGGACGUGCACGAACAGUGACGGUGACGUUGCCAGAGGAAGAGAUUGCCAAGUUGAGCAAGGAUCAAGCUAUCUUGUGCCUAGAGCCAGAAGUCCUCUUUUGUGGAAAAGUAUAGACUAUUUGCUUUCAGAUUGUGAAUAA